AUGGAGAAUAUUAUCAAUGUUAAUAAUAAUUUACAAUUUCCUGAUGGUAUGAGAGUUUUAGUUGUUGAUGAUAGUCCUGUUUGUCUCAAAUACAUCGCCGCCCUUCUUCUCAAAUGUCGUUAUCACGAUAUAAUGUUCACAGAAAAGAAAAGCUCAAGAGAAGCAUUAAUGUUGCUUAAGCAAAAUGAGAAUAAGUUUGAGAUUGUAGUCACAAAUGUUCAUAUGAAUGAAAUUGAUGGGUUUAAGCUUCUAGAAGCCGGACUGGAACAUGAUAUUCCGGUGAUAAUGACAUCGGCAAGUGAUGAGAUGGAGAUGAUAAAGAAAGGUGUCAGGCAUGGUGCUGUAGACUUUUUAGUCAAACCUGUUGGUUUAUGUGAGAUUAAGAACAUUUGGCAACAUGUGUACCGAAAAUAUCUCCCUACUAAAACAUGUAAACACGACGAUGAAGAUGAAGAUGAUGACAUUGUUGGUCUUAACGUCGUUCACGAAAACAAGAAAUCAAGCAAAAAACGUAAGAAAAGUCGUGAUGCAUUAGAGGAAGUUUCGAAAAGGGAAAGAAUCCGAUGGACUCAACCUCUACACGAUAAGUUUUUGGAAGCAGUAGCGAAACUUGGAGGGGCUGAUGAGGCGGUUCCUAAGAAGAUUUUGGAAAUGAUUGGCGAUCAUCAACUUACUCGAGAAAACAUCGCGAGUCAUUUACAGAAGUAUCGAAAAACCUUUAAGAAAAAUUACAUGGGCGCAGAUAACAGGAAGUUGAAUGAUACUACUGUUAGUUCUGCCGAUACUGCUACUGAUGCUUCGUCUUUGCUGAUUUCCGUUCCAAAUCAGAUUGCUCCCGAUUUGAUGUAUGUGGGGUGUUCGGGAUCUACACUCGUUCGUUAUCAACAUCCUAAUAUGAACAAUGAAACAAGUACAAGGGGACUGAUUUGUGCACCUGCACCAGCAAAUUGUGCACAACAUCAGCAGAGUAAUUGGCUUCCACAAGCAGUACAACCAUUACAAUUACAGCCCAUUUUGCCGAAUCAGGUUAUGCAGCAUCAAUCUAUGAUGCAUUUUCGGGGGAAUUUGGUGGCCGGUAAUAGUUUUGCUCAGCUGAAUAAUCAAACACCGCAACAACAAUAUGCAGGGAUGCGGGUGCCAAAUAAUGCAUCGACGCUAACUGCUGUUUCGAACGAGAAUUUCUCAGCGAUGGGCUGCUUUAGUAGCGCGGAUUGGCUUUUUGAUGAGUUUGAUUAG
This is a messenger RNA of Amaranthus tricolor (Joseph's coat), 1236 nucleotides long. RefSeq names its product two-component response regulator ARR18-like. The record is from RefSeq and is a predicted model, not a curated record. The coding region runs from base 1 to 1236 and encodes 411 amino acids. Gene Ontology annotation, molecular function: DNA binding. NCBI's taxonomy places the organism in Eukaryota, Viridiplantae, Streptophyta, Magnoliopsida, Caryophyllales, Amaranthaceae. The transcript has 3 exons. Gene Ontology annotation, biological process: phosphorelay signal transduction system; cytokinin-activated signaling pathway.